GUCAAAGGCAUGGAGGACUUUCCUUGGAGGCAAUGCCGCAAGCGUUUUCGAUCUCUUGUUUUCUCAGAAUCUCUCUCUAUAAAUACAAUAACCCCAUUUUUCUCUCUCUCUCUACAAGCACCAAUUCCUCGCCAACCUCGCAUACACUCUCCAUGGAUUGGUUCAACAACAGAGAAAGCAAGAUCAAGAAAAAUAAGGACGGCAAGAAUAGCAAUAUUACGAAUGACAACAACACCAAGAAGAAGAAGAAGAACAGGUACUUGACGUGCUUUAGACCCGACUCCAUGGAGGGUUUCUUGUUCCCCAAGCAAUUGUCGCCGCCUUUGACACUGGUUAAAAAAGAAGAACAAGAAAAAGAUGGUGGUGGCGGGAGAAAGAAACACAGGAAUGCUAGGCUUUCGAGAAUUUUGAAAGCGAUUUUUAACGGCACAUUCCUGGCAAAGAAAGUUAGGAAAAGAAAGUGUAUACAAAACUCUUUCACACCAGAGACCAACAUUAUUGCAACAAAGACUACUGUUAAAACAGAUUCGAUGAAACAAGAGGACAUCAAACUUGGAAAUAAUUCGAAUCUAAAUUCGACGCCUUCGCCUAAGCAGUGGCAGGACAAGCACACCAAUAUUGUGGAAGAAAAUGAAGAAGAACGCUGUGGUUCUUUAUCUAAGCAGAUAGUGCAGGACAAGGACAACAAUAUUGUGGAAGAAAAUACUAAUGGAGAAGGACGUUAUUGUUGUAUCAUUGCUUUGAGUUUCCCUCUUAUUAGUCUAUUGGGUUCGAUUUAUUGGAAUAAGGUUCUCUCAUUUUUCUGUACAGCCACGGGGUUUUUCUUGAUUCGUUGGAGCAGUAGAUACAUUCUGCCCAAACAUAAGUUAAAGUUAAAGUCUGGCGGACUCGGAUAAACAACUGUUGCAAAGUAACAGUGCUCGCUGAAGAUAGUAGUUUUGAAAAAGGGAUAUAGAUAGCUGAACAUAUAUAAGAGCAAAUCUUUUAGAGGAGCCAAAACAUGGUGUUAUUUUUUAGUUUUUGGCUUUGUAUAUGUCCAGGUCUUUCCUAUUAGCUAGCUCUAGCUUCGAGAAGACCCUCUUUUUUAUUUUUAUUUUUUGUUUUAGUUAAUAAAUUUUUAG
Molecule: messenger RNA, 1121 nt
Organism: Quercus lobata
Lineage: Eukaryota; Viridiplantae; Streptophyta; Magnoliopsida; Fagales; Fagaceae
Exons: 2
Coding region: 33-896 (287 amino acids)
Source: RefSeq, a predicted model, not a curated record